Molecule: messenger RNA, 411 nt
Organism: Strongylus vulgaris
Lineage: Eukaryota; Metazoa; Nematoda; Chromadorea; Rhabditida; Strongylidae
Source: the annotation of a GenBank genome assembly
AUGCUUGGUUUCUAUGUUUCUGCUGUAUACAGCCGUUGGUGGCAGGUUUUCGACAAUAUGGGAUGGAUUGAUCAACCAUCACUUCAAAUAACCCAGUCCAUACGAGGCAACGAUGAACGCUCGAAAAUUUUGCGACGUAAUAUCAUUCGCUACAUGAUAUUAAUGGAAGCAAUGGUCUUUAGGGAUAUUUCUUCGCUAAUUCGAAAGCGUUUCCCUACAAUGCAGCAUUUAGUGGCAUCAGGUUUGAUGACCCAAAAGGAAUUGGAAAUGUUUGACGCAGUCAAAUCACCUCACUCGAAGUAUUGGCUUCCAAUUCAAUGGCUUUUGUCUUUGAUGACUUUGGCAAAGGAGGAGGGAAGAAUUCAAGGAGAAUAUAUUUACGUAGCAUUGAUAGAUGUGAGUGUAUGCUAA